This is a messenger RNA of Budorcas taxicolor (takin), 4374 nucleotides long. RefSeq names its product sorting nexin 29 (gene SNX29). The record is from RefSeq and is a predicted model, not a curated record. The transcript has 21 exons. Bases 32 to 2485 code for a protein of 817 amino acids. Gene Ontology annotation, molecular function: phosphatidylinositol binding. Lineage: Eukaryota; Metazoa; Chordata; Mammalia; Artiodactyla; Bovidae.
GCGGUAGGCACCGGCCGGGGGGAGCAGCACCAUGAGCGGAACACAGAACAAUGACAUGAAAAGACAGUUUCUGCUGGAGCGACUGCUGGAUGCAGUGAAACAGUGCCAGAUCCGCUUCGGAGGGAGAAAGGAGAUCGCCUCAGAUUCCGACAGCAGGGUAACCUGUCUGUGUGCCCAGUUUGAAGCCGUCCUGCAGCACGGCUUGAAGAGGAGUCGAGGGUUAGCACUCACGGCGGCCGCGAUCAAACAGGCAGCAGGCUUUGCCAGCAAAACCGAAACAGAGCCCGUGUUCUGGUUCUACGUGAAGGAGGUGCUCAGCAAGCACGAGCUACAGCGCUUCUACGCCCUGCGCCACAUCGCCUCGGAUGUGGGCCGUGGCCGCGCCUGGCUGCGCUGCGCCCUCAACGAGAACUCCCUGGAGCGCUACCUGCACAUGCUCCUGGCUGACCGCGGCCGGCUCAGCACAUUUUAUGAAGACUGGGCUUUUGUCAUGGAUGAAGAAAGGUCUAGCAUGCUUCCCACCAUGGCGGCUGGUCUGAACUCCAUACUCUUCGCAAUUAACAUCGACAACAAGGACUUAAACGGGCAGAGUAAGUUUGCUCCCACCGUCUCGGACCUCUUGAAGGAAUCCACGCAGAAUGUGACCUCCUUGCUGAAGGAAUCCACGCAAGGAGUGAGCAGCCUUUUCAGGGAGAUCACAGCGUCCUCGGCUGUCUCCAUCCUCAGCAGAGCUGAGCAGGAGACCGACCCCCUGCCCGUGGUGUCCAAGCACGUCGGUGCUGAUGCCAAAUGUAAAAGGGAGCGGAAGAAGAAAAAGAAGGUGACCAACAUCAUCUCAUUUGAUGACGAGGAAGAUGAGCAGAGCUCUGGGGAUGUUUUUAAGAAGAUCCCCGGGGCGGGGGAGAGCUCAGAGGAGAACUCCGACCGGUCCUCGAUCAAUAUCCUGUCGGCCUUCGAAAGCCCCUUUGGGCCAAACUCUAAUGGAAGUCAGGGCAGCAACUCUUGGAAAAUUGAUUCUCUGUCUCUGAACGGGGAGUUUGGGUACCAGAAGCUGGAUGUGAAAAGCAUUGAUGAUGAAGACGCAGACGAGAACGAGGAAGACAUGUACGGGAGCACUCCGGGAAGGAAACGUCCGGGCCACUUGGAGUCGCCAGAGAAGCCGCGGGAUGGGGGCGCCUGCCUCUCCCAGAUGCACAGCUGGGCCCCGCUGCAGGUGCUACAUGGCCACGCCGAGGUGCUCUUCCCGGUCAGCGGCGUGGGCUCCUAUGGGCCUGCAGAUGCCCCCCUUGGGAGCCUGGAGAACGGGAUGGGACCCGAGGACCACAUCCUCCCGGAGCCGGGACCCCGAUACAGUGUGGAAGCGAGUCCUCCAGGCCGGGAGAGUCCUCUGAGCAGCCUGUUACCUUCUGCCUCGGUGCCGGAGUCCAUGACAGUUAGUGACCUGCGACAAGCCAUCGUGGCCAUGAUGAACAGGAAAGACGAGCUGGAGGAAGAGAACAGGUCGCUGCGGAACCUGCUUGACGGCGAGAUGGAGCACUCGGCCGCGCUCCGCCAGGAGGUCGACACCUUGAAGCGGAAGGUGGCUGAACAGGAGGAGCGGCACGUCACGAAGGUCCAGGCGCUGGCGAGAGAAAAUGAAGUACUCAAAGUGCAACUGAAGAAAUACGUAGGCGCUGUCCAGAUGCUGAAAAGAGAAGGUCAAACAGCCGAAGUUGUCCCAAAUCUUUGGAAUGUUGAUGGAGAAGUUACAGUCCCUGAGCAGAAACCUGGAGAAGUCGCCGAGGAACUCGCAAGCUCCUAUGAAAGAAAGCUCAUCGAGGUGGCGGAGAUGCACGGGGAGCUGAUCGAGUUCAAUGAGCGCCUGCACCGGGCCCUGGUGGCCAAGGAAGCCCUCGUCUCCCAGAUGCGGCAGGAGCUCAUCGACCUGCGGGGGCCGGUGCCCGGAGAUUUGAGUCAAACAUCCGAAGACCAGAGUUUGUCAGAUUUUGAAAUAUCAAACCGAGCUCUGAUCAACGUCUGGAUCCCAUCAGUGUUUCUCCGGGGCAAAGCUGCCAACGCCUUCCAUGUGUAUCAGGUCUACAUCCGGAUAAAAGACGACGAGUGGAACGUCUACCGGCGGUACGCGGAGUUCAGGACUUUGCACCACAAGUUACAGAACAAAUACCCUCAAGUGAGGGCCUUCAACUUCCCGCCCAAGAAGGCCAUUGGAAACAAGGACGCCAAGUUUGUGGAGGAACGUAGGAAGCAGCUGCAGACUUACCUGCGCAGCGUCAUGAACAAAGUCAUCCAGGCAGUCCCUGAGUUCACCGCCAGCCCCCAGAAGGAGACCCUGACCCAGCUGAUGCCCUUCUUCGUCGACAUCACCCCUCCCGGAGACGCGCUAACCAAGAACAGCCGGCCCAAAGUGGCUUCCCGCUUCCCCAAGCUGGCCCGAGGUCACCCCAGGGAGACGCGCAACGUGGAGCCCCAGAGCGGUGACCUCUGACCUCGACGGUACCCCCGGACUUGGGCCCUACGUGCUGCGCCAGCUGUCUCCACCCCGGCCAUGGCAGCUGGCCCCUGCCACCUCGGAGGGACCACCCUACCCCCACCGAUGAACCCCAGAGAGCACACCUGCCCUGCCGGGCAUGUGACACCCUGAUUAAACUGGGCUGUGAGAGCAGGGCGGCUCCUCACUGGACAGAUGCGGGCACGUGGGCUCUGCUCUCCCCGCGCCCCACCUUGGGCCUCAAGGGCCAGGCGUUCCCCUCCCUCCAGCCCAGAGGCCAGCCAGAGGGCUCAGAGCCCCUUGGUCGCGAUGCACAAGUCUGUCUCAUUUGGUCGGAAGGUUCAUUCACUGCUUGACUCUUUCCCACGUGGAAAUUCGAAUGACUGUUACUUUUUUCCCCCGUUUAAUGUAACUGCCUGCUGCAACCUAUGAACCUGGAGGGGGAGCUAGUUACUUUCCACGCACGCCCCGCCAGUGGUCAGCAGACACCCUAGUUCUUGCCACCAGGUUCCAGGGAGACAGUCCCGUGGCCUUCGUGCAGUGGAGCCAUUAGGGUUGAGGAACUGUGGCUCUUGGAGAACUUCCUACCUCCUCUCUGGUUGGUUCUGGAAGGACUGGCCCCUGUAGGACGCCCACGUGCACCUGGUCAGGCCAGCCGUCGGCAGCAACCUAGUGACCUCUACCAGAAAGCCCUGAGCUGUCUAGAGGCCGCGAAAGCCAAGAGGAAAGUCCUCAAGGCUUUGAGAGACUUGGUUCUGGGAGGCACUUCAGAAGCUUCUGUGGGCCUCCGGGGGUUCCUUGGAGCUUGGCGUGACUCUCUGUGAACUUAGGUGAACGUGACUCACUCUGAACAAAUCGCGAUUGUCCCCUAAAGACGGCACAUGUGUUGUCGGCCAGUAUGCUCUCGGAGGGAGCAGGGCCCUGGGUGCACCCCAAGAUUGACCCCUCCGCUCCCCCCAUUCAGAGAGCACCCCACCACCACCAGCAGCAGGUGGGAGCAGGAGGAGCAGCAGCAUCAGAUCGCCGCCAUGGGACCAGAGCUGUGUGGCCAGUUUUAACAUCCAGAAGCAUGGAACUCUCGCCCACCCUGGGUAGGAGUCACCCUUAGCUGCUGAUACAAAGGAGGACCGAAAGGCGGCAUAAAUGUGUGAAGAGCAGAGGGCCGAGCGCACCUCAGCUCACGCCUCGGUGAGCAAUGUGGGCCAUUGUGGAAACCCUGGAAGGGCCACGCACGCGCCCCCUGCUCACCAGAGGGAGGCUUGUCAAAGGCUCGUGACGUUCGCACGCGGCCCUCCAGGGACUCAAGGAGGCUGCAGUGACUUUGGAGGGGACAUUCUGCCUGGUGAGCCAGGCCCAGGGGAGCGACAUGAGCCGGCUGUCCUGCGUGGAUGGAGGUGGCAGUGUUUGUACAUGGGGGCCCUGCUGUCAGCCUGUGGGGGUCAGAGGACCCGAGGGACAGCGUGUCCCAGAAAGGCAGCGUGGUUGGUUUCCCCUCAUGUGCCCAGGGGUCCACUGCGCAUGCACCGUGCUGAAAUUCCCACACCCCAGAGCACUGCCUUGAACACAGAGCCCUCCUCCACCCAGGCUUCCGGGACCAUCUGGAAGUUCCAGGUGCCCCAGAGCUCCGCCCCACACGCGGUCUCUCCACAGGGGUCACUUUGAGGCCAGUGACAGCUGCACAGCCAGAUCCGAACCCAGGGUGUCUCCUCUCUGUUCACGAGACCCAGAAUAGAUCCAGCGCCCUGACAUUCUCCAGGGCCAAGGGCUCUGAUCAGCCAGGCUGUGUUGGCACCUGACCCCAAACACGUCUGAGUAUGAUUUCUAGCCUCACCUUCUCCAGCUACCCCACCAGGAAGCAGCUUUGACGUUCUGUGCAUGGAGUGAAA